AUGGAGCUUGAUGGCGGCUAUUUCGACUCCUCGAGCUGGGCUAGCGCAUUCCCUACAGACCAGCAAUCAGGCUCUCAAAGAGCACCACAUGACAUUCAUGCCACGGUGGGCCCAACCGAUGCUCUUCUCGCCCCCUCAGCGCAGAUGGGAGACGUUUUUCAGCGGGUUUCCGUCUACAACAACGUGGGACUUGACGUUAAUCUUCUGCCGGACUCUAUGAACCGGAUUGUGAGGCCCGAUGUUGACAGCAGUCGAUUCAAUUUGCCGGCCCAAACUCGAUUUCACGGGUUGGGGUCUCCAUCAUCUUUCCAAGUGGCAGGAACGACACAUGCCGCCUUCUGGGCGCGUCAAACUGAACCCUCAGCUAUUGAUCUCGGUUGCAACAGUGAGGGUUUUGGCCGGGAACCGCUUUCGUCGGAUGCUUCUCGUCUCUUGAGUACCUGGACUAAUGGCAAUCACAUGCACGUCCUACACUCCACGUAUUUAGCUGUCAGUCGUGAGACUUCAUUUUCACAGCAGGGCUAUUUCUACCCGACUGGCAUUGAUUACAGGACCCAUACGAACCGACUCCAAUUGCAAGCUGCCCAAACUCAGCCUGUGGAUUGCUUUCUAUCGGCAGGAAAUCUGUCCCAACAGCCAGUACGAAUGGCUCCGAGGACAAAUACCGCCAGCCAGCAGGCUCAGGCGCAACGGAUAUCUCGAUUCCGAAGCGUUACUGCGGAUGUUCCGUUGACGGCUUGUACAGAUUUGACUCCAAACAUUAUUCAACCGACCAGCCUUGGGAAUAACGGUAUAGGGCUCGAAAUGGAUGCCACAUGGAAUAUUGCAGUGAAAGAUUCUCACAGUUGCCAUAAUUUAAUCAUGUCACAGACUGGCGCACCGCCACGACGGUCACCCAGGCGAGCGGGAUAUCAGGAAAUGCCCGAAUGCUGUAAAGCUGAUUUGAAGACAAGAAUACCCACCAUAAAAUAUCUGUUCAUCGAUCUGGGCUGUAGCAUGAAGCAAACAGAGAUGAUAUUUCAUCUCCUCUUUGAUUUGAGAGUGACGUGA
Messenger RNA from Cladophialophora bantiana CBS 173.52, 1050 nucleotides. RefSeq lists its product as uncharacterized. The record is from RefSeq and is a predicted model, not a curated record. Lineage: Eukaryota; Fungi; Ascomycota; Eurotiomycetes; Chaetothyriales; Herpotrichiellaceae. The transcript has a single exon. Bases 1 to 1050 code for a protein of 349 amino acids.